Messenger RNA from Microcebus murinus (gray mouse lemur), 2967 nucleotides. It is a transcript of the gene PLPP6, whose product is annotated as phospholipid phosphatase 6. Gene Ontology annotation, molecular function: sphingosine-1-phosphate phosphatase activity. The record is from RefSeq and is a predicted model, not a curated record. Lineage: Eukaryota; Metazoa; Chordata; Mammalia; Primates; Cheirogaleidae.
GCAGUGCGGAAGCGGAAGAGGCUGCAGGCCCUGGGAGCCAGUCUAUAGCCCGGUCGGGUCCCGGGGUCGGGACCGCCCGCCGCGAUGCCGAGCCCCCGCAGGAGCGUCGAGGGACGGCCGCUGGGCGCCUCCGCUUCGAGCAGCAGCAGCAGCCCCGGGAGCCCAGCCCAUGGCGGCGGCAGGUUCGAGUUCCAGUCCCUGCUCGGCAGCCGCGGUGCCGGCGCGGACCUCACCUGUGCCCGGCUCCGCGCGUCCGAGAGCCCGGUGCACCGCCGCGGCUCCUUCCCCCUGGCCGCCGCCGGCCCCGCGCAGGCCGCCCCGCCCCCGCUGCCCGAGGAGGACCGCAUGGACCUGAACCCGUCCUUCCUGGGCAUCGCCCUGCGCUCCCUGCUGGCCAUUGACCUGUGGCUCUCCAAGAAGCUGGGGGUGUGCGCCGGGGAGAGCUCGUCCUGGGGCAGCGCGCGGCCCCUUAUGAAGCUGCUGGAGAUCUCGGGACACGGCAUCCCCUGGCUGCUGGGCACCCUCUACUGCCUGUCUAGGAGCGACAGCUGGGCCGGGCGCGAGGUGCUGAUGAACCUGCUCUUUGCUCUGCUGUUGGACCUGCUGCUGGUGGCCCUGAUUAAAGGGCUGGUCCGUAGGCGCCGCCCGGCCCACAACCAGAUGGACAUGUUUGUCACUCUCUCGGUGGACAAGUACUCCUUCCCUUCGGGCCAUGCCACAAGGGCCGCUCUGGUGUUGAGGUUCAUCCUGAACCACCUGGUGCUGGCCAUUCCGCUGAGGGUGCUGGUGGUGCUGUGGGCCUUCGUCUUGGGCCUCUCCAGGGUCAUGCUGGGGCGGCACAAUGUCACCGACGUGGCUUUUGGCUUUUUUCUGGGCUACAUGCAGUACAGCAUCGUGGACUAUUUCUGGCUCUCUCCCAACAAUGCUCCUGUCCUCUUUGUAUUGUGGACUCAACAGUGACACUAUCUCAUUGAUUAUAGCACCAGGAGGGCUGACCAUUUCAAUGAUGCCAACCUAAAUCAGCGGCCAUCCUGCUUGCCCCUCUUAGACAUUUCAGGCUUCCUUUGGGAUUUCAGGUGUCCCACCGUCUUGAUGUGUUGCUAGGCUGGAGCACGUGCUGGCCAUUACUGAACACGGCCAUAACAGGGAAAGCAAACGAAUCCUUCUAUUUAUAUAUUUAUUCAGCAACUGUAUCUCCAGGACAACUGCAAAGAAACCAAGCCGAGGUGGUUAUACUGCUGCUGUUUUUCAAAAGUUGACAUCAGUAAGAUUUGUGUUUUGUUGUAAUCCCCUAAAUCAACAUAUCACUUGUAAAUUUAACUUUGAGAAAGAAACGUAUCUUCAUUCUGUAAAUAUACAUGCAAAGAAACCACGUACCAAUCCUAGUCCUCUUCCUGAGGUAGAUUUUAAACAGUAUUUUAAAAGUCUAAGACAUAGGUUUUUCUAGCUUAUUCCCUGAAGAUCUGUUGCCACAGUAGAGGAGAUUUCUUCUUAAUCCUGAUUUUCUUGGUAAGCUUUUUUACUUUAUCUCUUCCAUUUUUGUGGAUUGGGUAGUGACAAAGAGAUGAUAGUACUGUCUUUCUCUCUUCCCCCUCUACCCCUCAAAAGAUCUUUAAAUAGAUAUUUAUUUCCCACCACUCCCUAAUACUGUCUUUUAGCAUUCAGAAAAUAAGCCAAGAACUUACUUAAAGAAGAAACAUUUAAAAGGUGGGCAUAUCUAAGGUGCCCCCCAAAAAAGGAAGAAUGGGACUAUGGCCUCAUGCUUAAUUCUGUUGACAACCAAUAACAUGGCAUGACAGGGCAGAGAAGCUAAGUUGCUGGGGAAAGUUAGAGGAACUGAACGUUUGGGAAUAGGCUGACCACAUAUUAUGCCAAUGACCACAUAUUAUGGCAGGAGAUGGGGCCCUGAUGCCAGUCAUCCCUACUGAAUAAAGAAGAAUGUUCCUCUAUCAGGGUAAUAAAUGAGAAAAUAACAUGAUUCUUUUCAAUGCAAUAGCAUAAGCUUUCUCUUGUAUGCCAUAAGAAUGACCUUGUUUACUAUAGUUUUUCAUAUGAAAUUCCAUUUUCCUGUAUACACACUUUAGGUAAUAGUAUUUAACUUGAAACUCAUCAGGGGAGCCUGCCACCAUUAUCAGGCACAAGGCAUAACCCCUAAACUUCUGUUUACAUUGACUUUUUACAUUUCAAGCUGUUCAUUCAUAGUGCCUCCGAAAUUAUUAAGACCAAAGACCACCAAUCACAGGGUGGACUCUGCUCAUUACUCUUUGACCCAGAAAGACUGAAGAAGGUAUGUGCUUUAAGUGCUGCUCUACCUGAAAAGAAAACCUUUAAAUUAACUACAGAAGUGCUAUUUUCAGAUAAUCUUAAUGACUGAUUAUUUUGGCAUUUAUAAUUAGAAAAGAUUAUAUACUUUGAUCUGACAUACAGAGAUGCAGAUAGGAACGUAGAGAAUGGGCUGUGGGAAGCAGAUUCUGAUUGGGUGGAAGCAUGACCUAAGAGUGAAGGGCACAGUGAAAAAGGAACAGCUACUCCUCAAAAUAAAAUCAUUUGUAUUCCCACAACACCCUGACCACUUACUACCUCUUCACUUGCUAAAUCAGCCAAACUGUAAAACUCUAAGUGGUUUGGAUCUGAGGUUUAACCUUAGAGAGAUCCUUUAUUUUAAUUGCAGCAGUAUUCAGGCCAGAUACUUGGAAGCAAUUGGAAGAGAUGAUAUUUCCUUUUGCAGUGUCCAUAAGUCCAGAUAUUGGUGGCUUGAAAUUAGGCUCACCCUCUGGUUCGUAGUUAAACUUUUGGAAUUCCCUGUUUUCUUUGCUGGAGGCUGGGUUGGCUGGCUUUUAAAGAUCAAUUCACCUGAUGUUUCUGGAGCAUCUGAAGUACUGUAGAGUAGAAAACUGAUUUCUUUGUUAAUUGUACACUGAGGAAUGCCUUUUAAAAAUCAAAAUAAAAUUAACCAGUAAUGUGAAA